GAAAACAGUGAUGACAACAUGACGCAGUGAAUUAUUGACAAAUUUGACAAUCUGCACUGUAAUCAUGGCGUCGGAGAGAUACAGUUUUUCUCUCACAACAUUUAGCCCCUCGGGCAAAUUAGUGCAAAUCGAAUAUGCUUUAGCUGCCGUAGCCGCCGGUGGUACUUCCGUCGGCAUCAAAGCGUCAAAUGGCGUCGUGAUUGCCACAGAGAACAAACACAAGAGCAUACUGUAUGAUGAACACAGUGUCAACAAAGUCGAGAUGAUAACUGGCCACAUUGGCAUGGUUUACUCGGGAAUGGGUCCAGACUAUCGUCUACUGGUGACUCAAGCAAGGAAGAUGGCCCAGCAGUACUUCUUGAUGUAUCAUGAGCCGAUCCCGACUGCGCAAUUAGUGCAACGAGUAGCUACGGUCAUGCAGGAGUACACACAGUCGGGUGGCGUCCGACCCUUUGGGGUAUCUCUAUUGAUCUGUGGCUGGGAAGAAGGACGUCCUUACCUGUUCCAGUGUGACCCCUCCGGAGCCUAUUUUGCAUGGAAAGCCACAGCUAUGGGAAAGAACUUUAAUAAUGGAAAAACUUUCCUUGAAAAAAGAUAUACAGAAGACUUGGAGUUAGAUGACGCAGUUCACACCGCUAUCCUGACCCUUAAGGAAGGUUUUGAGGGUCAAAUGACUGCAGAUAACAUAGAAGUUGGCAUCUGUGACGCGAGCGGGUUCCGUCGCUUAGAGCCAGCCCACGUGAAGGAUUAUCUGGCUAACAUACCUUAAGAUGUGUACGGGCAAUGUGCUCAAAUGAAUAAUAAACGAAUAUUUUUUUUAAGUUUUCAA
Bombyx mandarina (wild silkworm) is the source of this 829-nucleotide messenger RNA. RefSeq names its product proteasome alpha2 subunit (gene Prosalpha2). The record is from RefSeq and is a predicted model, not a curated record. NCBI's taxonomy places the organism in Eukaryota, Metazoa, Arthropoda, Insecta, Lepidoptera, Bombycidae.